AGCGCUAUCCAUCUCUCCGCGCGCCGACGCGCUCUCGCGCUUCGCGCUGAUCGCCGAGACACGGCGAGUGGUGAAUAGUUGGGAUCGCCUGGCCAGCCGGAGCGGAUCGCGGACCACGGCAGCAUGGCUCAGAAGAAGGAAAAGAUCGGCAUCGUCGGCAGUGGGCUGAUAGGGCGCAGCUGGGCGAUGCUGUUCGCCGGGGUCGGCUACGAGGUGACCAUCUACGACAUCCUGCAGCAGCAGAUCGACAGCGCGCUGGAGGACAUCGAGCACCAGCUGAGCAGGCUCGAGGCCGGCAAGCUACUGCGGGGCAACCUCGACGCUCGGCAGCAGUUCUCGCUGAUCAAAGGUAGCUCGAGCCUCGGCGAGAUGGCCAAGGACGCCAAGCUGAUCCAGGAGUGCAUUCCCGAGCGCCUGGACGCGAAGAUCAAGCUCUACCAGCAGCUCGACCGAGUGGUCGGCCGCGACACCAUUCUCUCGUCUUCCACCUCCACCUUCAAGCCCUCGCUGUUCAGCGAGAACCUCGAGCACCGCGACCAGGUGAUCGUCUCCCAUCCGGUGAACCCGCCGUACUACGUGCCGGUGGUGGAGAUCGUGCCGGCCCCUUGGACACGCCAGGACAUUCCGGGCAGGGUCCGGGAGAUCAUGCGCGAGAUCGGCCAGGCUCCCGUGGUGCUGAGCCGCGAGAUAGACGGCUUCGCCCUCAACAGGAUACAGUAUGCCAUCCUGAACGAGUGCUGGCGCCUCGUGGCCGACGGCGUGCUCGACGUCAAGGACAUCGACACCGUCAUGAGCGAGGGCCUGGGCAUGCGCUACGCCUUCCUCGGGCCUUUCGAGACCGCUCAUCUCAACGCCGAAGGGAUGAAGAAAUACUGCGAGAGCUACUGCAACAGCAUUUACAACACGAGCAUGACCUUCGGCCCGACUCCCCGAUUCGAGGGCGCGAUGGCCGAGAAGAUCAGCGAGCAGCUCAACCAAGUGUGCCCGCUUGACAAAUUGCAGCAACGACGUGCCUGGCGGGAUAUCGCCCUUACUAAACUAUCUCUGCUCAAGCGGGAGAUGAACGAGCGCCCGUAAGCGACUGAUGUCGUACAAACCCAUGCGUGCGACAGCACGUUCAAAGCUCGACCGUCGGCUAAAGUCAAUUGUACGUUUAUGACGGCAGAAAACUAAUGAAAACCAUAAUUUUAUGACUGUUGACGCAGUGUUUGCUGAAAUUUAUGGUUUGAUUGUUCACUUUAACGGCAGUGUUAUUGAUUUGU
Messenger RNA from Phymastichus coffea, 1262 nucleotides. RefSeq names its product lambda-crystallin homolog (gene Had1). Gene Ontology annotation, molecular function: oxidoreductase activity, acting on the CH-OH group of donors, NAD or NADP as acceptor; NAD+ binding. The coding region runs from base 124 to 1077 and encodes 317 amino acids. The transcript has 7 exons. Lineage: Eukaryota; Metazoa; Arthropoda; Insecta; Hymenoptera; Eulophidae. Gene Ontology annotation, biological process: fatty acid metabolic process. The record is from RefSeq and is a predicted model, not a curated record.